Molecule: messenger RNA, 3962 nt
Organism: Betta splendens (Siamese fighting fish)
Lineage: Eukaryota; Metazoa; Chordata; Actinopteri; Anabantiformes; Osphronemidae
Gene: bbs9
Product: Bardet-Biedl syndrome 9
Biological process (GO): cilium assembly
Cellular component (GO): BBSome; membrane
Source: RefSeq, a predicted model, not a curated record
UCUACUUCCGGUCCUGCGCACAGCGGCUUGGCUUCUCCGUUGAGCGUCAAUGCCAUGACAACAGGACGAUGGCUGCAAGCAAGAGGCUGAAAGUGUGAUUUCUGAGUGGACAACGUGCAACGAAGCGUCGGCUGUUCCAGGUUUGCUCGUGUACGUGAAGGACAGGCAGCAUGUCACUGUUCAAAGCCCGUGACUGGUGGUCGUCAGCGCUUGGUGAAGGGGAGGAGUUUGAUCAGGGAUGCCUUUGUGUUGGAGACGUGGACAACAGUGGCACAGGACACGACAAGCUAAUUGUGGGUAGCUACAUGGGGAUGCUGCGGAUCUUCUCCCCUCAUGCCAAUAGAUCCAGUGAGGGCGGUCCAGCUGAUUCUCAGCUUCUGGAGGUGCAGCUUCAGAAUGCCAUCAUUCAGGUGGAAGUGGGCAAGUUUGUCUCGUGUUCAGAGCUUCUCCAUCUGGCCGUUCUUCAUCCCAGAAAGCUGUCGGUCUACUCCGUUUCAGGAACUGCUGGAAACGUGGAGCAUGGAGACCAGUACCAGCUGAAGCCGGUUUAUGAGCAUAACCUUCAGAGAACUGCCUGCAACAUGACAUACGGCACCUUUGGAGGAGUCACGGGACACCACUCCCUGUGCAUCCAGUCCAUGGAUGGGAUGCUGAUGUUCUUCGAGCAGGACAGCUACUCCUUUGGCAGGUUCCUGCCUGGGUUCCUGCUGCCUGGCCCGCUGGUCUACAACUCCAGAACGGACAGCUUCCUCACUGUGUCGUCUGCACGGCAACUGGAGAGCUACAAGUACGAGACUCUAGCUGUGGCGACAGAGGCAGAGAGUCGACAGGAUCCAGAGCUGCCUGUUAAGAGUGGAGGCAAGAGACUGGCUCCUGGCUGGGUGAUUGUUCUAGGAGAACAGGCCCUCGACAUCUCAGCCUCCUUUGCUCAUUCUUCCGCCUCCAUUUUUGUCCUGGGCGAGAGGAACCUGUACUGUCUCCGUGACAACGGCCAGAUCCGCUUCAUGAAGAAGCUGGAGUUUAACCCCAGCUGCUUCCUGCCCUACAGCUCAGUGGCCGACGGCACCACCAACGUGCUGCUCGCUAACCACACCAACAUGCUGCUGAUAUACCAGGACGUGACUCUGAAGUGGGCGGCUCAGCUCUCCUUUGUGCCCGUGGCGGUUCGCGUCGCCAGCUUCCCCGAGCUGAAGGGAGUGGUGGUCAGUCUGGGCUCUGAUGGUCACCUCCUGUGUUCGUACAUGGGGACGGACCCCUCCUUCUUCUCCACACCCAAGGUUGAUGCCAGGGAGGCUGACUAUGAGCAGGUGGAGGCGGAGAUGAAGAAGCUGCAGAAGAUCAUCAGAGAGGCCACAAGGACUCAGGACAUCCUUCCUAAGACCGACGCAGAGGAAGACCUGGUUGUAACAGCAGUUGUGUGCUCCAGCAUGGACAGUCCAACGCAAGCUCUGACCCAAGAAGUGGACGGACUGCCCGUCCCGUCAGUGACCGUACGGGUGAAGGUCAAAGCCAACUGUGUGACGCGUUCCUCCAAGAUGAGCAUCAGCGUUCAGCCUCCUCUGGCCGUGACUCAGGACCAGUUUGUCUUGGAGCCCAUGGGCGUCGGAUCGUCCACCGUCGUGUCAUUUUCAGCUUUUCUCAACGGCCGCUAUCCUCCUGCUGAUCUGACCGGGGACGUCACCGUGUCCUACAACUCUCCCACAGAGCUGAAUCCCAAAGGAGUUCCCAGAGUUCUCCAGUCCAGGUUCAGUCUUCCUCUGGCGCUGGUGUGUGUUCCUUCCGCUUCAGCUAAAACCACCAAGUUUAAAAUCACCGUGGACACCAACCAGCCACCAGUCGACCUCAAGCACAUCUUCCCAGAGUUUUCAGCUACAUCUGAAGAUAAGGAUGGGAACAGUCUGGCUUUCCAGUUCCUGGCAGGAGCCAAGGUCACUGUGCAGGCCUCCAAGUCGUCCCAGCGCUACCGGGUUCAGAGUGACAGCUUUGAAGACAUGUGGCUGGUGGUGAAGGAGCUGGUUCAGAGGUUCAACCAGCAUUUCUCCAAAGCGGGAGUCAAAGACUUCAAGAAGAGCUUCAGCGGGCCACUCCCACUGCAGGACUACUUCCUGUCUGUGGACCAUCACUUCGAGCUGCGCGUCGGUGCUCAGCAGUACCAGGACCUGCUGUCGGAGCGGGCGGUCCAGUUCAGAGCCAUCCAGCGCCGCCUGCUGACCCGCUUCAAAGACAAAACCCCGGCGCCCCUGCAGAACCUGGACACCCUGCUCGACGCCACCUACAGCCAGGUCAUGACCCUGGCAGAGGCAGCGGAGGAGAACCGGCUGCAGCUGGAGGAGGCCUUCGUGCGGCUGCGGAGCGCGACCCACCUGCUGGUGCUGCUGCUGACGCUGUGGCAGGGCCUGACCCCCGACCAGAGCGCCAUCCUGGAGGCCACGCUGCUGCCGCUGCUGCAGGACACGCCACAGCUGGGCUGGGAGGAGAGCUGCGACGCCGCCGUGUCCCAUCUGCUGCGGACCUGUCUGUCGCGGAGCCCCAAGGACCAGGCCACCGCUCUGGCCCAGGGGGGCGCCGUGCUGGGCCUGCCCCCCGACACCGCGCGCCUCAAGAAGCACAUCGCUCUGCUGUGCGACCGCGUGGCCAAGGGAGGCCGCCUCAGCCUGGCCUCCGAGGCCCACGCGCUGGUUCCGGCCCAGCUCCAGAACCUGGCCGCCCCCGGAGGCGUUGAGCCCAUCGCUGAGGUGGCUGGAGUUGGGGAAGAUCUGGGCCUUCAGCACGAGGCGGCCAAGUUCCUCAAGAAGAAGCAGCCGUCCAGGAAGGUGAAGAAAGAUAAAGACUCCAAAGAGAAAAAAGACGUUUCCAAAGAACCAUCAGAGGCAGCGGUGAAAGAGGAGGCAGGAGGCGCAGAGCAGCCCAUCAAGGAGGCAAGAAAGGAGUCAUCCAGCAGGGAGAAGAAGGAGGCCAAGAAGGAGGCCAAGAAGGAGGCAUCGACCUCCAAGGACAGGAAGGACAGGGACAAAGACAAGGAAGGGAAGGAGGCCAGCAAGGACGCAGGAGACAGGAAGGUAUCCAGGAAGUCAUCACUAAAAGUGAAGGAGAAGAAGAAGGAGGCAGAGGCUGCAGACGGCUGACUGAUAGAAAGACACACGCACGCACGCACGCACGCACGCACGCACGCACGCACGCACGCACGCACGCACGCACGCACGCACACACACACACACACACACACGCACACUGUUGUGUUCACUGUACCCUUAGCGACCGGCGCCUCCUCCCCUCCUCCUCAGACAUUGUGCUGACUCCUUCCUCCUCGUCUUCUUUGUGGAGCCUGAGCAGUAGUUGAACCCACAACCCUGCCCCCCCUCCCCCUCCCUGCUCCCGCCCACGCACACUUGAGGAUGUGACGUGGCUCCGGACCUGCUCUUCUCAAGGACCAAGCGCGGUUGCUGAUGGACACAUAGUGGGCGUAAUUGAAGGAGUCAGAGUCAGAGUCAGAGUCAGAGUCAGAGUCAGAGUCAGACCUGGAGCCGUCGGCGAAGAGGAGGCUCAAUGUUUAAGCGGCUUUGUGUGAUUUGUGCCAGAAGAGCAGUCAAAAAAUAAAAAGCACAAAAAUGCAACAAUGCGUUUCAAGAUCGGCUCCCACCUGUGCGUCGCUUCCACGCGGGUCCGGGCCGUGCACGGAGUCUGGACCCAGAAGGAGCAGAGCACCAAUAAAGCACAAGCAGAAAUGACUUCAAGCUUCUGAACCUGUACUUAGAUCUUAGUUUCUGUGCAGAAUGUGAAUCCGUGUGUCUGAUGUUGCCCUUAGCUUUGACUGGAGCGCUGUCUCUGCCAUAGACCCUGUGCCAGUCGUUGUGUGAACCAGGUCCAGCACCGGUUCUGGAUCCUGGUUGACUGAGUCAGAAUGUACCGAUGCUUUCACAGCUUCACGUUGAGUCAUUUAGUAAUAAAAGUCUUUGACUGUG